Molecule: messenger RNA, 1215 nt
Organism: Theobroma umbraticum
Lineage: Eukaryota; Viridiplantae; Streptophyta; Magnoliopsida; Malvales; Malvaceae
Source: RefSeq, a predicted model, not a curated record
AUGCCUUUAACGACGGAUUAUUCUCGUGCUUCUGGAAAGGAAAUCCAGGGUGCAACAACAUUUUUUGAUGUUGUGGAUUAUGGUGCGGCUGGAGAUGGCCAAACAGAUGAUUCAGAAGCAUUCAACAAAGCUUGGACAGAUGUUUGUAGUGCAAAUACGAGUCAAGAGGCUGCAACCCUUUACGUGCCGCCAGGGAAAACAUUCCUGCUGAAACCAGUUGCUUUUAAGGGUCCAUGCAAGGCCAACAGCAUUCAUUUUCAGCUUCGAGGGACACUCAUUGCACCCCUAAGCACUUCGUGGCCAGGGGAUGCGUUAAACACUUGGAUUCAGUUCGCAUGGAUUGACAAUCUUAUCCUUGAUGGAGAUGGGAAGAUUGACGGGCAGGGUUCCGAUUGGUGGAAAUCUUGCAUGAUAAAGGCAACUUUUGGGUCUUUUCUUAGCUGCCAGCAGCGACCUGGAGCUCUAAAUUUUAACUCCUGCAAUGGACUUCGAUUACAUGGACUCACCCAUCUUAACAGUCCAAGGAUCCAUAUUGCUAUUAGUGGCUGUAAAGGCGUCAGCAUAUCUAAUAUCCACAUUAUUGCACCUGAGGACAGCCCAAACACCGAUGGAAUAGACAUUUCUACUUCUAGCAAUGUUGUAAUUCAAGAUUCUCACAUUGGAACUGGUGAUGACUGUGUUGCGAUCAAUGGUGGCUCAUCUUUUAUCAACAUCACUGGUGUUGACUGUGGACCGGGCCACGGUAUCAGGUUUAUUGGGAGCCUUGGUGAUGGUGGAGCUAAUGACACAGUUGAAGAGGUACAUGUAAACAGCUGCAACUUCAAUCAUACUCAGAAUGGAGUAAGAAUUAAGACAUUUCAGAACGGAUCGGGUUUUGCCAGGAAUAUAUAUUUAGAGCACAUCGGCUUGGACAAUGUCAGUAACCCCAUUAUUAUUGACCAGUUCUAUAAAGAUAGGAGCAAACCUCCUCAAGAAGUACUGGAAACAGGUGCAGGGAUUCAAGUGAGCCAUGUUACCUACUCUGAUAUUCACGGAACAUCUGCCAGCGAUGUUGCUAUCGAUCUGAGGUGCAGCAAUGUUGUGGGCUGCAGCAACAUCGUAAUGGAUAAUAUUAACAUAAUAUCAGCUGUUCCUGGUCAGGAUGUCCGUAGCUCCUGCAAAAAUGCUCAAGGAACUGCUGCUUCAGUACACCCUGAAGUACCAUGCUUGUCGUGA